GUCUCAACAAACCAAAAAACAAGAAUCCAAACAAACAUAGCGAUUAAUCAAUGAUAGCAACACGCCAAUAACGCGUCUCUAUAGUCUAAUAUGCCCAAACUUGGAUGAAAUAGUCAUGAUCCAACCAAAUGGAGGGGGUGAAAUGCAAGUUUCAAACUUUUCAAGGGGCCUAAGUUGAACAUGUUUGAUAUUUUAUAUUUGUCCUUAUCCAUGGAAAAAGAAAAAUCUUUGCUUGGAAGGACAUGUUUGAAUUGAAAGCGACAUGGAACGAAGUGGCGAACACCUUCUCUCUGGCCUCUGUGCAGCCCAUAUGUUGAUAUUAAUGACGAUUACAUAAGACAGCAAAGCUUCCAAGGAGUGGUGGAUGGGUUAUGGGGGACUGCAAGUCAACAUGAACGUAUUCGCUUUGAGUCAUCUUCAAUCUUUUACACAAGGAUCCUUCUUCCUCUUUUCCUACCUGCCGCCAUAUUAGCAAACGUGAAACAAAACCCUUCUUUCUUUUUGAAUCUUCCCCCGAUUUAAGUUCGUAAACCGGGGAAUUGGGUAAUUGAUUUUCUGCUCGGUUUCAAUGGGUAAUUGCUUGAAUUCUUCAUCAGCUCAAGUAGAUACCACUCUCAGCUCCCAUGCUUCGGGAACCUCAAAAAAUGUGAGUAAAAGUUCGUACUCUGGUCCUUCAAGCCUGACCAUUUCAUCUUACAGUGAGAUGAGCAGUGCCUCAAGUCUUCAAACCCCAAGAACCGAAGGUGAAAUACUAUUAUCACCAAGUGUAAAACCCUUCUCCUUCAUUGAAUUAAAGAACGCCACUAGAAACUUCCGCCCAGACAGUGUUCUUGGUGAAGGAGGAUUUGGUUGCGUUUUCAAAGGUUGGAUCGAUGAAUUCACUCUUACUGCUUCAAAACCCGGAUCUGGAAUGAUCAUUGCUGUCAAAAAACUUAAACCAGAGGGUUUUCAAGGACAUAAAGAGUGGCUCACAGAAGUGAAGUAUCUAGGGCAAUUACGUCAUCCAAAUUUGGUUAAACUUGUUGGGUAUUGCUCAGAGGGCGAUAGUAGGCUCUUGGUUUAUGAAUUCAUGCCUAAAGGAAGCUUGGAGAAUCAUCUUUUUAGACGAGGCCCUCAACCACUUCCAUGGGCAACAAGGCUCAAAGUAGCAAUAGGAGCUGCAAGAGGCCUUGCUUUUCUUCAUGAUGCUGAAGAACAAGUUAUAUAUCGUGAUUUCAAGGCUUCUAAUAUCCUACUUGAUGCGGAAUUCAAUGCAAAACUAUCCGAUUUUGGUUUGGCUAAAGCAGGUCCAACUGGUGAUAAGACUCAUGUUUCAACUCAAGUCAUGGGCACUCAAGGGUAUGCAGCACCAGAAUACAUUGCCACAGGAAGAUUAACAGCAAAAAGUGAUGUAUACAGCUUUGGGGUUGUUUUAUUAGACUAUUAUCUGGAAGACGUGCUCUUGAUAAACAAAAAACGGGUAUAG
Lactuca saligna is the source of this 1465-nucleotide messenger RNA. Lineage: Eukaryota; Viridiplantae; Streptophyta; Magnoliopsida; Asterales; Asteraceae. The record is from the annotation of a GenBank genome assembly.